AUGCCUUCAAUUCGCAUAAAUCCACAGGCAUCACCCGCUGCCAUAAACCCAGCAGCAUCACUAUCGCCCAACCUCUCCCACCCACUUACCAACCCUCUCCCGCGACUCCUCCAAACACCAUCCGGACUAGCCUUCCUCGAACUCCAAGGGACUAUCAACCUCCCCUCGAACCAUUCGAAUGAUGGUUCAUAUAACGAAGAGUCACAUUCACCAAAGGGGAACACCUUUGAAACCCCGGUCGGGAAACUCAUGUUCCCGGAUUACUCAGCUCUGAAUCCCGACGACACGAAAUGGAUGAAGCGCGCAUAUUUGUAUGUUGGUCGAUACCAACGCAUGACGGGAGAAGUGAAGAAAUUGCCUCGGCCAAUUGCUGUGCUACAAAGGCAAGAGUCUUCAGAUGCGCCUCCUAACGCGGAGGUGGAGGAGCUGGAAGUUCUUGAGAUUGUGCGGUAUAAGAUCUUGUUUAAGAAUCGGCCAGAGCCUGUCAAUGAUGUCUGA
This is a messenger RNA of Penicillium angulare, 498 nucleotides long. RefSeq names its product Ctf8 family protein. Lineage: Eukaryota; Fungi; Ascomycota; Eurotiomycetes; Eurotiales; Aspergillaceae. The record is from RefSeq and is a predicted model, not a curated record. Bases 1 to 498 code for a protein of 165 amino acids. Gene Ontology annotation, cellular component: Ctf18 RFC-like complex. Gene Ontology annotation, biological process: mitotic sister chromatid cohesion. The transcript has a single exon.